Molecule: messenger RNA, 1366 nt
Organism: Trematosphaeria pertusa
Lineage: Eukaryota; Fungi; Ascomycota; Dothideomycetes; Pleosporales; Trematosphaeriaceae
Exons: 4
Coding region: 86-1366 (426 amino acids)
Source: RefSeq, a predicted model, not a curated record
CUUCACCAGGUACGGUCCCAUAAUUCAAGUAGGAUCCGCCCUACACUCUGCAUCGUGCCCCACCCAUAUCGCUUCAACUACCACAAUGUGCGACAUCAUCAGCGCCAUAUCCUUCGCCGCGGGCGCCGCUUCCCUCUGCAUCAAAGCCAUCGACAGCCUCAAAAAGUUCUCCCACGGCGUCCGGAACGCCGAAGACGACCUGCGCGAGGUGGUUAUCAGAGUGCAAAGCUCGUACAACCUCUUGGAAAUGAUUCGUGGUCUUCUCAUCGAACUGAAGGAGAGCAAUGCGCACGAACUCGCUAUUGCCGUUCCUGUCGACGGCCUGAAAGAAACACUGCAAAGGAUUCUCGACAUGGCGAGUGAUGUGUAUAGAAACAGCAGACGGAUCCGGUUCUGGCGCAAGUUGAUUUGGUCCCUGGAGCGCUCGGAGGCGCUAGAGCUGGUUGGCAGGCUGACACAGCAUCAAGAUCAGCUCAUGCAUGUCCUGCAGGCUAUUAGUAUCAUUUCCCAGCUCCGUUCUCAGACCAGCAUCGCGAGAAUGAUCAAAGAAGCAACCGACACUGCAGUGUCUCCAGAUGCGUUCUCCGAGAUCACGCUCGUCAAAGAAGAGACGGGCGAAGUGGGCAGUGACAAUUUGAUCCGAACAUGGAUUGGCCAUGUGCACACGGACGUCGGUCAGCUUGCCGACCCGUACUGCAGCAUGCGCAAUGAUCUCGCCGACGCUGCCUACUUUGGAGCCUGGGACGACGUAUUCGAUAUCCUGGAGCGGGCGAAGCAGCGCUUUGACGAACAUUGGGCAAAUGCAACGAGGAUAAAGCCGCGUGGCGACGCCAUGUCGUACUGGACGCCGAUGCAUCAGGCCGUGUAUAUGCGCGCGCCGCGAGGUGUAGUAGAGCGAUUGAUCGCGCUUGGCGGAUUCCGCACUCUCCGGACUAAAUGGACCGAAUUCCCCUACCCUAACGUCACGCCCCUGGAACUCGCACACCUGCUCAAGGAAACAGAGCUCUACGACGUGCUAUGCCCCGUGAUCCGAAACCCCGUCCCGGCCACUGUCCUCACCGGCCUCGAAGCGCUGUUCCACAAACUCAUACGCCAGGAGGCCGAGCACUUGGUGGAUACGAGCGCGAUGUAUCUGCCGCUCCUGGAGCCUUUGACAGAGCUUGAUAGCAAGGCUGUUUGGUUCCCGAUUCAGUGUGAGAACGAGGGCGCGGGGUACCUGUACCGGCUAGAUGGGAGGGAUUUGAUGGUGAGGUCUCGGAAUAUGCGUUCGGUGGGAGAGGAGUGUGCGUAUGUUGUUACGGAGGAGGAGAUAUAUAUUGUUAAUGGGGAUGAUGAUGAAGGUGUUGGCCUGGUGGCUGGAGAAUGA